UAUCACAAUUUAAGUUUUCAUUUUAAUCAAUUAAUCACCUUACAGUAAAUUGCUACCGUUAACCAAUUACUCUGAUGAUUAGAUAGUAAAUUAAUUUGUGAUAAUUAAAAUGGUAAAGUGAAAAUUAAUUUGCUUCCCAAUCAUUAACAAUCAAAUACAAGUUUUGUUAACCAGUUUCUUUUACAGUUUAAAAAAAAGUGAUUGAUUAACAAUCAUGAUCAAGUUAAUUGUGACCAUUUUGUUAACCAUUUAUAAUUCUGGUGUCCAUUCAGCUGAUUUAUGUAAACUAACUGGAGUGCAAGGUCAAUCACCACCCGAUAUUUUAUCACUGGUCAAAGAUCAGAAAGGUUAUUCUGGGAUAAUUGAGAUUGUUGAAUCAUCACCAACAUCAAUUAAACAAUUAACUAAUCAAUUUAAAGAUUCUUAUGAUACAGUUAACAAAGUUGGUUCAAUUGAAUGGCUCAAUUCAGGUGAAGGAUUAACAACAAUUAAAUCAGCUCAUUAUUAUUUCGCUUCAUCUGAAAGUUUCAUCAUUAACAAGGACAAAACCCCUUGUACCACCUCUAAACUGACCAUCGAUGACCAAAGGUCAAUCAUCUUUGAAUGGAUGACACCCGAGAUGAGGCAGAUUUAUAAUUCUGCCAAUUCUGGACAUUGGAAAAAUCUUUUAGGUAUCGACGACGAAAAGAUCGAGUACCUUGGUCCAACUGUACUCAUGAUUAUGGCCUCAAAACUUUCCUCGACUUUUGGUUAUUAUAAAGGGCGAGUGAUACUUGAUGGUUUCAAUGUUGACCAAUGGUCAAUGUGUCUCUCUCCAAGUGAUUCUGAUCUGGUUAUUGAUACUUAUUUUCUAGCUAAUAGUAAUUUACCUUAUCGAUUGGUCAUCUCUGGCCAGUCAACUACGACCAAGACUAAAACUUUGGUCAACUUUUUAACGUAUGAUCCAAUUUUACCUAUGGCCGAAUAUGUCUUGACCUUUCCCAUGGGUCAUGGGUGUAGACGGGACUAUAAGUACAAUAAUCCAACCUGGACAACGACCCCUUCGUACCUUAUCGGUAUGGAAGCAGCAAUCUCAUAUAAUCAACCUGAUCGAUUAACUUUAUCCACAAUUAAGUUAAUUAAACAUCAAAAUGUUUACUCUUAUACAAUAUCACAGGGAAACUCAAAUACCGUUAGAAUAAUUAAAACGCCCUCAUUACUUCAGUACUUUAAGGUCAAUCCUCGAACUGGAACUUGUACAAUCGAACAUGAGAACUCCUUUUUCUCGUUAACUUCUAAAACGAUCACAACUCAAUGGCCACUUUUAGAAAACGAUCUUAUUAAAUAUAACCUAUUGUCACCUUCGUUGUUUACCCUCGAUGGAACAAACUUCCUCGGUGCCGUUAGAACAGAUUUUGGGAAAUUACAUGUUUUCGAAAAAAUCGUCGACUCAUUUUACGUAAAUAGUGCCAACGAACGAGUCAAUUGUUUGGUACAAUUUUAUUUCCCCGAGGCUGUGACACACGAUAAACUCGAGAUUCCUCAUCAUGUGGUCAUUAAACCCUUUUCAUCAUCAGUAGAGGACGAAAUACUAAUGGCCUCAGUUCCGUCUCGAAUUGAAAUAACCUACGUUGAUUACAAGACGGGAGAUGAUAAUGGUUACUCUUUGAUUGACCCGGUCGAUUAUGCUGAUGCUUUUGACGUUUCCGGUUGUUACGAUAAAUCCGGUCAAUAUACUUGGUUUCAAUUGGUAUUUCCCGAUACGACGUUUGACAUUGCUCAGUACCAGGACAGUGAUUCAAUCAUUUUUCACUCUUUCUCAGUGCUUAUCGAACCUUUGAUUCCGCUACUUCGACUUCCCGAGAUUCGGGUCACUAUAUUUGGUCCCAAUAUUUAUGUCACUUGUAAAUUACUCCAAGCGGAAACUUUCAAUUUCCUUUCACUUCCAAACACUGUUAUCGCCAAUCCAACUCGACUGGUGGUUCGAGAGUACAUGGAAGACUGUUCAGAACUUUGUCUCGAUGUUGAAAGUUGUUCAGCUUUCGCUCAUUGUGGUAAUAUGCAGUGUUAUCUGUUCACUAGUACAAGUGAAAUUUACUCAACUGAACAUCGCGAUGAUUGUACAGUUUACGCUUCAAUGUCCAGUUCCGAUCUUUCAGCAAAAAGUCAGGUUGAAAUUAAUUUACUAAAAUCGAGUAAAAAUAUUUUACACCAAUUGAGAAAUAAAUUGGAAAAUGGUGAACUUGUAUUGACCAGCCUUCGACUAUCGGCUGGUGACCUUUUCAUUAUCAAUGGUCCAGAUGAAAUCGGUGGAGUAGAUGAAGAGAUUCCUAUGAACCAGUUGAUGGAUCGCUCAUCAAUGGGCGAUGAUUUUCAAGUUCUAAUUGCAAAUCAACGAUUCACCGGUGGAUCUCGAGUAGUUGGACUUAAUUAUCAAUCUUGUCUCUCCCUUUGUAACAAUGAUGACGAUUGUUACACUUUAUCUUAUUGUCCAGCACCAAACAGUGAAUGUGUCAUCAUGAAUAAAACAAUUGACCAGGUCAAAGCAGAAUCCACAGAGAUAUCAUCUUAUGUUGAUGGUUGUGACAUUUUAUCAAAAUCAUUUUUGUCCUUUUAUCAUAAACUUCCGGGUCGAAGUCUAGUUCGAGAUGCAAUGGCCACUAUUGCAAAUGUCCAACCAGAAGAGUGUAGUAGACGAUGUUCACAAUCAAUUGGAUUUGAUUGUCAAUCAUUUGAUUUUUGUCCAAGUAUUGAAAACAGUCAAGAUAAAAAAUCGGAAUCGGCUUGUUUCCUUCACAAUCUCCAUGUAGCCAAUGACCAGUCUCACGAACUGGAUGGUAACGUUUGGGACAUUACUAAAGCGGAAUGUGAUCAUUACUCCCGAAAAUUGUCUAAAGACUAUCAACAUAUAAUCGGACGCAAGUUAAGUUCUAAUACUCAUAUUCUAGGAUCAGAUAAAGAUAUUUCUCUUGAGCGAUGUGCCUUCCAAUGUAAUGACCUUAGUGACCAAUGUUUUACCUUUGAAUACUGUGAAUCAGGUGAUUCCUUAUUCACUUCAACCUGUAAACUGACCGAUUACAUCCCGAAGAGUUCAAAUGAUAAACAACUUGAAUCUACUUCCGUUUCAUCUUCACCUUUGUGCUCAAUUUAUAUAAAUAGAAAAUCUCAAUGGAGAGUAAAUUCUGGCCACUUUGACGACGAAAUCGAGGGUGGACUAGGAAUGGCAAUGGCCUUAGGCGCUUUCUUUUUCAUCUCCGCUUUUGCCAUUGGAACCAUUGCCUCUCAUCUGUAUAUAAAAAAGUACAAUUCUUAAAUUGUAACAAUUAACUUACUUUCAAUUUUUCUGACAAUAUAAACUUAACUUAUUACCACUA
This is a messenger RNA of Panonychus citri (citrus red mite), 3353 nucleotides long. RefSeq lists its product as uncharacterized. Lineage: Eukaryota; Metazoa; Arthropoda; Arachnida; Trombidiformes; Tetranychidae. The record is from RefSeq and is a predicted model, not a curated record. The transcript is spliced from 4 exons. The coding region runs from base 215 to 3292 and encodes 1025 amino acids.